AUGCAAAACCGACCUCCUCCAAACUUUCAACUUUCCAACUGUCAAGGACGCAAGCGAGCAUUAUUGAUUGGUAUCAACUACUUCAGAUCGCCAAAUGAACUCAAAGGCUGUAUUAACGACGUACACAAUUUGAAAGAUUUCUUGAUGAAGUUGUACAACUUCCGUGAGGAGGAUAUGAUUAUUCUGACAGAUGAUCAACGGGACCAACGGUUUAUUCCAACAAGAGCAAACAUGCUUGCCGCCAUGGAAUGGCUUGUGCGGGAUGCACGACCGAACGACUCUGGACACGGUGGCAGAGUCAAGGAUACAAAUGGUGAUGAAGAUGAUGGAUGGGAUGAGACUAUUUAUCCUGUGGACCAUCAGAUGUUUCCCGGAAAAUCGGGCCAGAUUGUUGACGACCAAAUGCAUGAUAUUAUGGUACGCAGAUUACCACCUGGUUGCCGUCUCACGGCUAUCUUUGACAGUUGCCAUUCUGGAACUGCAAUGGAUCUGCCAUAUGUUUACUCGACACAAGGCACAUUGAAGGAAACAAACGUCUUUAAGGACGCAGGCUCGGGUUUGAUGAAUGCGGGUAUGGCUUAUGCUUCUGGAAAUAUUGGUGGUGCGCUUUCAAGCGUCAUGUCCAUUGGAAACAAGCUGUUGAACGGCAAGUCGGUGGAUGAUCGUGUCAAACGGUUCAAGAGCUCAGCAGCCGAUGUGGUCAUGUUUUCGGGUUGUAAGGAUGAACAGACUUCUGCAGAUGCCUUUGAAGCGGGUCGAUCGACGGGCGCAAUGUCUCACGCUUUUACGAGUGCAUUGAGGGCCAAUCCACGUCAAUCGUAUCUUCAGCUUCUGAACUCGGUUCGAACAAUUCUUCGCGAAAAAUACUCUCAACGACCUCAACUCUCAAGCUCACAUCCUAUCGACGUCAAUCUGUUGUUUAUCUGCUAA
Molecule: messenger RNA, 930 nt
Organism: Zychaea mexicana
Lineage: Eukaryota; Fungi; Mucoromycota; Mucoromycetes; Mucorales; Lichtheimiaceae
Product: peptidase C14, caspase domain-containing protein
Exons: 8
Coding region: 1-930 (309 amino acids)
Biological process (GO): proteolysis
Molecular function (GO): cysteine-type endopeptidase activity
Source: RefSeq, a predicted model, not a curated record